GCCAUAGCUAAGUAAGUCAUGUACCCCACACAUUCACAAAGAAUACACACAAAUCCUAUAUUGUAGGAUUCUAACAUCAAAGGGAUAGAGAAGGCUCUAGUGUAGCAGACACAAAAGCCAUGGCCAUGGCGAAACUCAUGUGCUUAUGUUUCAUCAUCCUCACUAUUGGGGUAGUCGUGUCGGCUGACGAAUGCGACGGUGAUCGACAAGACAUGAUCAGGGAGUGUGGUAAGUAUCAUAAAUUCCCAGCAGAACCGAAGCUAGCUCCAUCAGAUGCGUGUUGCGCCGUGGUGCAGAAGGCAAACAUCCCAUGCCUUUGCGCCGGUGUCACCAAGGAGAUAGAGAAGACAUGGUGUAUGGAGAAGGUUGGCUACGUUGCCAAUUUCUGCAAGAAGCCAUUCCCACAUGGCUACAAGUGUGGAAGUUACACAUUCCCUCCUCUAGCGUAAUGACUAAUUUAUCAGCGGGAGAAGCAUCGGCUUUUACAUUCCAUGUUGCUGGCCUCACAACAACUUUCCUUUGAGAUAUGUAAUUUUUGAGGUUGUGCUAAAUUAAGUUUAAGUUAAGCAUUGUAUGUGAACGUUUGUUAAACUAAUAAAGUCUUCUCCUCAAAUUGUCUAAA
Messenger RNA from Hordeum vulgare subsp. vulgare (domesticated barley), 622 nucleotides. RefSeq lists its product as uncharacterized. The record is from RefSeq and is a predicted model, not a curated record. The transcript has 2 exons. Lineage: Eukaryota; Viridiplantae; Streptophyta; Magnoliopsida; Poales; Poaceae. Bases 120 to 449 code for a protein of 109 amino acids.